This is a messenger RNA of Mirounga angustirostris (Northern elephant seal), 5581 nucleotides long. It is a transcript of the gene AFF4, whose product is annotated as ALF transcription elongation factor 4. The coding region runs from base 474 to 3968 and encodes 1164 amino acids. NCBI's taxonomy places the organism in Eukaryota, Metazoa, Chordata, Mammalia, Carnivora, Phocidae. The record is from RefSeq and is a predicted model, not a curated record. Gene Ontology annotation, biological process: regulation of gene expression. Gene Ontology annotation, cellular component: nucleus; super elongation complex. The transcript has 22 exons.
CACAGUCCUGGCUGCGGGAGCCGAGUCGCCGUCGCCGCCGCCGCCUCCAGCGGACGGGGCGGGGAUCCCGGUGCCAGGUCCUCGUCGGCCCGCCCCUGCCGCCUCAGUCGGCCGUCCCGGGCUGGGCCCGACCGUCAUGGAGCGGGGCGGGACCUCCGCCUGUUCCGUGUGAGGCGCGUCGCCGCCGCCCCCGCCUGCGCCUUUCCAGCCCUCCCGAACCCCCGCCGCCGCCGCCCGGAGCCCCUCGCCCUUGGCAGCCUGUCGCCGCCCCCCUCCCCCCGGGCGGGCUCGUAUGCGCGUCCGGUGAAGGUGCAGGCCCGGCGCCGCCGCUGCCGCAGCUGGGAGAUGGUUCGGGCCUAGCGGAGCAGGGAUUGGAGGGAAUCUAGAGCAACAGCAAAGCUGAGGUCAAACUGCCAUAAGGAUGGACACCAAGGAAGCUGUGUUUGGGACAAAAAGAAAUCAAGAUAAGCAACAUGAACCGUGAAGACCGAAAUGUGCUGCGUAUGAAAGAACGGGAAAGGCGGAAUCAGGAAAUUCAGCAGGGCGAAGACGCCUUCCCACCUAGCUCUCCUCUCUUUGCCGAGCCAUACAAAGUUACUAGCAAAGAAGAUAAGCUAUCAAGUCGUAUUCAGAGUAUGCUUGGAAAUUACGAUGAAAUGAAGGAUUUCAUAGGAGACAGAUCUAUACCAAAGCUUGUUGCAAUUCCCAAGCCUACAGUACCGCCGACAGCAGAUGAAAAAUCGAACCCGAAUUUCUUUGAACAGAGACAUGGGACCUCUCAUCAGAGUAGCAAAUGGACUCCAGUAGGACCUGCACCCAGUACUUCUCAGUCUCAGAAACGGUCCUCAGGCUUGCAGAGUGGACACAGUAGCCAGCGGACCAGUGCAGGUGGCAGCGGUGGCACCAGCAGUGGUGGCCAGAGGCAUGACCGUGACUCAUACAGCAGUAGUGGAAGCAGUAAUCGGAAAAAAGGCCAGCAUGGGUCGGAACACUCCAAAUCACGCUCUUCCAGCCCUGGAAAACCCCAGGCUGUGUCUUCAUUAAGCUCCAGUCAUUCCAGGUCUCAUGGGAAUGAUCACCAUAGCAAGGACCAUCAGCGUUCCAAAUCACCUCGGGACCCUGAUGCAAACUGGGAUUCUCCUUCCCGUGUACCUUUUUCAAGUGGGCAGCAUUCAAAUCAGUCUUUCCCACCUUCAUUGAUGUCAAAGUCCAGUUCAAUGUUACAGAAACCCACUGCCUAUGUGCGGCCCAUGGAUGGACAGGAGUCCAUGGAACCAAAGCUGUCCUCUGAGCACUACAGCAGCCAAUCCCAUGGCAACAGCAUGACUGAACUGAAGCCCAGUAGCAAAGCACAUCUCACCAAGCUGAAAAUACCUUCCCAACCAUUGGAUGCAUCUGCUUCUGGUGACGUGAGCUGUGUGGAUGAAAUUCUUAAAGAGAUGACGCAUUCAUGGCCUCCCCCUCUAACGGCUAUUCAUACACCAUGCAAAACAGAACCUUCCAAAUUUCCUUUUCCAACUAAGGAAUCUCAGCAGUCCAGUUUUGGCCCUGGAGAACAAAAAAGAUACAAUCCUUCUUCUAAAACUUCAAAUGGACACCAAUCUAAAUCUAUGUUAAAAGAUGACUUAAAACUAAGCAGCAGUGAAGACAGCGAUGGGGAGCAGGAUUGUGAUAAGACAAUGCCAAGGAGUACACCAGGAAGUAACUCUGAACCUUCACACCAUAAUAGUGAAGGAGCUGAUAACUCCAGGGAUGAUUCUAGCAGCCACAGUGGAUCUGAAAGCAGCUCUGGAUCUGACUCAGAGAGUGAAAGUAGCUCCAGUGACAGCGAGGCAAAUGAGCCGUCCCAGAGUGCAUCUCCUGAGCCUGAACCACCACCAACAAACAAAUGGCAACUUGAUAAUUGGUUGAAUAAAGUGAACCCACAUAAAGUGUCACCAGCUUCUUCUGUGGACAGUAACAUCCCAUCAUCUCAAGGCUAUAAAAAGGAAGGCCGAGAACAGGGCACCGGGAAUAACUACCCUGAUCCAGGUGGACCUAAAGAAACUAGUUCUGCUACUCCUGGACGAGACUCCAAAACUGUCCAAAAGGGAUCAGAAAGUGGGCGAGGGAGGCAGAAGUCCCCUGCACAGAGUGACAGCACAACACAGAGGAGAACUGUAGGCAAAAAACAACCCAAAAAGGCUGAGAAGGCAGCCGCUGAAGAGCCCCGGGGAGGCCUGAAGAUAGAAAGCGAAACCCCUGUGGACAUGGCUACCAGCAUGCCCUCCAGCAGACAUAAAGCAGCCACCAAAGGCUCCAGGAAACCCAAUAUUAAAAAGGAGUCCAAAUCUUCCCCUCGACCUUCUGCAGAGAAAAAGAAAUACAAGUCAACGAGUAAAUCUUCCCAGAAAUCAAGGGAAAUUAUAGAAACAGAUACCUCAUCCUCAGAUUCGGAUGAAAGCGAGAGCCUUCCUCCUUCCUCACAAACUCCUAAGUACCCUGAGAGUAACAGGACUCCCGUGAAGCCCUCCUCAGUGGAGGAAGAAGAUAGCUUUUUUCGGCAACGAAUGUUCUCUCCUAUGGAAGAGAAGGAACUUCUUUCACCCCUCAGUGAGCCUGAUGACAGGUAUCCACUUAUUGUGAAGAUUGACCUGAAUCUCUUGACCAGAAUACCAGGAAAGCCUUACAAAGAAACAGAGCCACCCAAGGGGGAAAAGAAAAAUGUGCCAGAAAAGCACACAAGAGAGGCUCAGAAACAAGCCUCAGAAAAAGUUUCCAACAAAGGCAAAAGGAAACAUAAGAACGAAGAUGAUACCCGAGCCAAUGACAGCAAGAAACCCAAAACAGAGGACAAGAAUUCAGCAGGUCACAAGCCAUCCAGCAACAGAGAGUCAUCUAAGCAAAGUGCUGCAAAAGAAAAGGAUUUGUUGCCUUCUCCCGCGGGGCCCGUUCCUUCAAAAGAUCCAAAAACAGAGCAUGGCUCUCGGAAGAGGACUAUUAGUCAGUCGUCUUCUUUAAAGUCAAGUAAUAAUAGCAACAAGGAGAAUGGUGGCAGCAGCAAAAGCAGUUCCUCCACAUCAAAGCAGAAGAAGACUGAUGGGAAGACUUCCAGUAGCUCUAAGGAGGUCAAGGAAAAGGCUCCAAAUAGCUCCUCUAGCUGUCCUUCAUCUACACCAACUCCUGAUGCUUCUAAGCCUCGGAGAACAAAGCUUGCCUUUGACGACAGAAAUUAUUCAGCAGACCAUUAUUUACAAGAAGCAAAAAAACUAAAGCACAAUGCCGAUGCAUUGUCUGAUAGGUUUGAGAAAGCUGUAUACUAUCUUGAUGCUGUGGUAUCUUUCAUUGAAUGUGGGAAUGCAUUAGAGAAAAAUGCUCAGGAAUCCAAAUCCCCGUUCCCUAUGUAUUCAGAGACAGUGGAGCUCAUCAAAUACACUAUGAAGCUAAAGAAUUACUUGGCCCCUGACGCUACAGCUGCAGAUAAAAGGCUCACGGUACUUUGCCUGCGAUGCCAGUCUUUGCUGUACCUGAGGCUGUUCAAACUGAAGAAAGAAAAUGCUCUCAAGUACUCAAAGACACUGACGGAGCACCUGAAGAAUUCUUAUAAUAAUUCUCAAGCACCAUCACCUGGCUUGGGAAGCAAAGCUGUUGGGAUGCCUUCCCCUGUUUCUCCAAAGCUGUCGCCAGGCAAUUCCGGAAAUUACUCUUCUGGGGCCAGCACUGCUACAGCAAGUGGUUCUUCAGUGACCAUUCCACAGAGGAUCCACCAGAUGGCAGCCAGCUAUGUUCAAGUUACGUCCAACUUCCUCUAUGCCACGGAAAUUUGGGACCAAGCUGAGCAGCUUUCCAAAGAGCAAAAAGAAUUCUUUGCUGAACUGGAUAAGGUGAUGGGCCCUCUCAUCUUUAACGCGAGCAUCAUGACAGACCUAGUUCGAUACACCCGGCAGGGACUGCACUGGCUUCGCCAGGACGCCAAGCUGGUAUCUUGAACUGAACACAUCCUCGUUGCCUCUGAUUUUCUCCACAACACUGUGUCACAUCACGAAGGAAAACUGCCAUAACAUGCCACCUAGUCGACACUAAGAAUGAGGAAUGGUUUUCUCCUCCCUGGUUCAUGUGUUGUUGUUAUUUAUAACCCAAAGCCAUGAUGUCAGUUGACCCCUUUAAUAUUCCCAAUAUGAAAAGUUAUUUAAGUGUUUUUAAAUCUGCAGCACAUUGAUAAGACGGUUUCAGUGAUCUGUAAGAAGAUUGAAAUUCCAAUUGCAAUUCAUAACUAAUCAAUUGAAAUUGUAUUUAUUUUAAUUUUUUUAAGUUCCCAGAUUGGGGCUAGUUUAAAACAGUUAUUUCUGCCUAUAAAUUUACUCUGUUGAACAUUCAGCGUAAAUUUAAGGUAGGCAUUUUUAUUUAUAUACUUGGGGAGCUUUGUUACCUAAUGUCUUUUUGUGGUAGCUCUUCUGAGAGUAAGAGUUGGUUCAUCUAGAUUAUGGACAUGUUCUUUCUGUACCUGCUACCUGAUAUUAUUUUAAAUCUUAACUACAAUUUUAUUGCAGAAUUUAUGCUUAGUAUUAAGGAUAUUCUUCUACACAUGAAAAAUCAUUUAAAUAUGAGAAGAUGGCAUUCUACAGAUAGAAGAUGAAAUGUGUCUGAUUUGGUAUGCAUUAUUUCAAGAACUGUGAAUGUGUGUUAAUAACACUAUAGCAAUCACAAGGUGACUAUAGCUUGCAUUUAAUGCAUUACAAAAGAGGGCAGGCAAACUUUCUAGGAGAAGGGUAUCAUGUGAAGAGUUUCAUAAAAGGACAAUCUUGAACUUCAUGGAUUUGAUUAAAACCAUGUGUUCUUUUUUGUUGCUAAUAAUUUGACGAUUAAUUGAAACCGUAAGUUACUGUGGAACAAAGGAUGAUCCACCUCCUGAGGGUUGCUGCCUAUAUCUCUUUCAGUGACUUCAGAAUUCUUAUUUGUAAAAUGUUUUUGCCACACUAGAUUGUGAUGCUCUCCUGGGAGCAUGCAGUGACUAAUGCGGGAAUGGGCUGGAGCUUUGCUGUGGGUGCUUUUGCUAUACAAUUUAAGGUUAUAAUGCCUGAGGUAGAGAUGAAGUUCUCCUUUUAAACUUGUCUUGUACUGACUCCCUUUGUAUUAUGAAGGCCCUCACCAAUGAUUUAUGUUUCUGAUGGGAUCAGAAAAUUCACACUAGAAAAGUACCUAAUUUGGUUCAAUGUUAGCCCCCGUGGGAAGGGAAGGGGAGCAAGGGUAGAGCUUAAGCCAGCUCUGUAAGAGUUGUAUAUCAAAGUACCUUUCCCUGUAAGGUGCACAUCGGAGUCAAAGGUGAGAAAUGUACCCUCUAUCAUGCCCCUAUCAUGUCUGGUGUGCCUUAAAUCUUACCUUUGAACGAAAACUCUAUGGAUUGUUUACAGAUGAAGUUUUACACUAGGACCAGAUCGCCCAGUAUGGCUGGUCUUUGGCAGUAGUCAUGUUAAAUUCUCUUUCUUUUUUAAUCUUCCUGUAGGGUCACAUAAAGAUGAAUUUAUUUCAGAAAAGCUAACGCUUUGGUACAUGACUUAGUCUAACUGGGUACUGGCUGCUCCCAAAAAAAUUGUUUGUCAUU